CCAUAUAUAUAAACAUGUUUGUAUGAUUGUCAGUUGUUUAAAAAUGUCUAGGAAAAAAAAAUUUUUGUUUGAAAUUUAUUUAAAUAUUUAAAAAUGAGAGGAAAAGUUGCAGGAUCUACUGGUAUCACUGUAGAAAUGGUGAGGCGCGCGGUCGAGGAAUUGAUGAUGAAACGAGCAGGUGUCAGUGCAAAAAUGAUUUUCAAAUAUUUGAAAACUCGGUACCCUAUUGAAAAAAACCCAAGUUUACUUAAAAAGGAACUUAAAGAUAAAUUAGACCAUGCUGUCACGCUGGGAAUUUUAUCGCGCUCUGAAACUGACACUUAUUGUCUUGGUACUUUUAGACAGAAGGCUUAUAAUUAUAAAACUGAUUUAUCUUCAUUUUGGGAAAGAUAUUACAAAAAAAGACCAGGACGUCGUUUGAAACCACCGCCACGUAAAAAGAAAGUAGCAUAUAAAGUUGAUUAUUAUUACAGCGACUCCAGUGAUUUUAGUGACUCUGAUUUUAGUGAUUGAUUUUUUUUAAAUUUUAUUUAGCUGCCAAAAAUAAUUUUAUUUAUUUACAAUUGAUAAAAAAUCGUACAGAUUUUAUCUAAAAAUAAAAAAAUAAAUUAUUUUUUUAAUAAUAAAUUAAAUUUUUGUAGGAUUAUAAGACAAAAUUUUUUUAAAUUUUAUUUCCGAUGCCGUCUUAUAUUUAAAAUUUUUUUCAAACUUGAGAACUGCAAUUAUUAGUCAGAUGUAAGACAGUUUUAU
This is a messenger RNA of Microplitis demolitor, 750 nucleotides long. RefSeq lists its product as uncharacterized. The transcript is spliced from 3 exons. The record is from RefSeq and is a predicted model, not a curated record. Gene Ontology annotation, cellular component: nucleosome. NCBI's taxonomy places the organism in Eukaryota, Metazoa, Arthropoda, Insecta, Hymenoptera, Braconidae. Gene Ontology annotation, molecular function: DNA binding. Gene Ontology annotation, biological process: nucleosome assembly. Bases 94 to 513 code for a protein of 139 amino acids.